Molecule: messenger RNA, 355 nt
Organism: Staurois parvus
Lineage: Eukaryota; Metazoa; Chordata; Amphibia; Anura; Ranidae
Source: the annotation of a GenBank genome assembly
AUGGGGCCCCCCGGGUAAUAGGGGAUCAUGGGGCCCCUGUGUCCUUGCCCAAACUCAAAAAAAGCCUAUGAAAAAGGUGACCAUCACCUCAUCCACAAGUGACACUCAAUUCUCUCUCCUAAAAAUUGAUCAGGACAGAUACUACACUUGACCUUAGACAAAUGACCAGGGGACAGGGGCGGACUGACAACUCAUGGGGCCCCCGGGCAAUAGGGGAUCAUGGGGCCCCUGUGUCCUUGCCCAAACUCAAAAAAAAGCCUAUGAAAAAUGUACCAGGGGCAUCUCAUGGGGCCCCCUACUGACCCUGGGCCCUCGGGCAGUGCUCGAGUUUUCAAAUAGUCAGUCCACCCCUGCC